GUUUAUUGCACAGUUGUCUUGAUACCCAUUUGUACACUGAAAAACAAGGACGCAGUCUAGAUCACUUCCGCAUUUCGCCCUUAUUAGCCUCCUAGAGGAGAGUACUCAAACUUCAAAUCUCAGAUUGCAACUUUACUACAAAGGACCAGAAUUUUGUCAAUAUGGGCCUUUCACAGACUUUCCUUAAAGCCUUCUUGCUCAUACUCAAUGUUAUACUCUUUCUCUGUGGAGGAAUUGUUAUGGGCAUUGGAAUAUGGGCGGUGGUUGACAAGAUUUACAUCUCCGAGGUUAUAGGGAACUCAUUGUACAAAUCUGCAGCCAUACUGAUGGUUAUAAAUGGUGUUUUUCUUAUUUUGCUUUCGUUUCUUGGUUGCAUAGGAGCCAUAUCUCAGAAUAAAAUUAUUGUCAUCUUGUAUGUUGGUUGUAUGGCUGUUGUGUUCAUUGUAUUGAUAACAGCUGCAAUCAUUGCUGCAGUGUUCCAAGAAGAUAUUGAAUCUGAUAUGAGAGAAAAAAUGAGAAAAGGCAUUAGAGAUAAAUAUGGUUAUAACGUUGCCUAUGUUGAUGACAACAGGGAGCUCACUGAAGCAUGGGACCUUGUUCAAACUAGGUUGGGAUGCUGUGCAGUUGAUGAUCAGGGUUGGGGAGAUUACCAGCAGUCAAGAUGGUUUGGUCAACAAUUUAAUGCAUUUGAUAAAAAGUUUGUACCACCAUCUUGUUGUGUAUAUGAAGGUCGACUUGACCAGUAUGUGAACUUGUUUAACUGCCAAUCUUUUGCCUACGGGCCACCACGAUUCAGCGGGGGUGGUUAUAACAAUGCUCUUCAUUAUCAGGGAUGUUACACUGCGGCACGUAAGAUUGUUAAGAAGCAAGCAGAUAUAAUUAUUGGCAUAGGCUUCUCCUUCUGUGUGUUCCUGAUAACUGGUAUUGUGAUGGGUCUGUGGUAUAUCAAGAAGUUGUCUGGCGAAGGUUCAGCCGAUUUUGGAAGAUGAGGACAGCAUGGAAACAGUGACCUUUGACCUGUGUAUUCUACAUUUGUAUUGUGCAGCAAUUAUUUACAUUGUAAAUGAAUAUCAUUAUUAGAUGUAGUAAGUUCAAAUUAUACAUUCCAUUUUUAUGUAAAACAGGUUCAAGACAUUUUCCAUGAUUUAUCUCCCUUUGUGAUUCUACUUGGAAGGAAAAUAAUGACUAGAUGGUUUUCCUAAUAAGUAAUAAAUGCAGUUUUCUAUUUUAUAAGCUGCCAUAGCUUCAUGACAAGAAAGUUUAAAAAAUGUUGUAUGAAAUUUAUUUUUAUAGUACAUGAACAAUUGUUCCUGUGGGAUACAUGUACUUCAAUAUCAGUGAACAGCACUCAUUAUCAAUUUUAGCAUAAACAAGAGGUUCAUUUAAGUACAUUAUAUAAAUAAAACAUAUUUUUUACAUUAUGUACAUACUUUCUUUUAAACUUGUUUGUUGGGGCUUUUUUAUUGACAAAGAUGUGUGAAUAUUUUUUUAUAUAUUUGUAUAAUUAAUUAUAGGGCAAAUGCUGUAAAACAUUAUUAAAACAUAUUGUGAUGAUAUUUAACAAAAAUACAAGGCUUUAAUUUACACACCACAUCUAUUUAUAAAUGACUGUUUAACUCAAUUAAAUAAAAUAGUACAUGUUAGAUGGAAAUGGAAUAUUUCAUUUUACAUAAUAGGUUCAUCAGGUGUACAAAUGGAAUAUUACAUUUUACAUCAGGUGUAUAAAUGGAAUAUUACAUUUUACAUAAUAGGUACAUCAGGUGUAUAAAUGGAAUAUUACAUUUUACAUAAUAGGUACAUCAGGUGUAUAAAUGGAAUAUUACAUUUUACAUAAUAAGGUAUAUCAGGUGUAUAAAUGGAAUAUUACAUUUUACAUAUUAAGGUACAUCAGGUGCAGGAAUAGUCUGUUUGUCUUGUUUGCCAUUCACAAUUUUCUAGUCAUAUACAAAUAUACCAACAAAAGUCAGGGGAGAUAAGUGUGAAAUGUUGUCACAUGUUUUUAUGUACUCUAAUUCUAUAAUGUAAUAGGAGCUGUCAGUGAAAUUAUAUUUAUUUGACAGUAGAAUGGUCAUCCUCGGAUACCCACGGUUGAUUAACAUGUAACAUAAUAUAACAUGUAAUCAUUGUUUAAAUAAAAUGUUAAUGGUUUGGCCGUGGGUAUCCAACAAUGUAAAAUGAUAUUAAUUUGUCAUUUAAAUGAUUCGUCAGUGAAAUAAUGAAGAUUGUCAGUAAAAUAAUGAAGAUUGUCAGUGAAAAAAUAUUGAUUUGUCACUAAAAUGAUUUGUCAGUGAAAUAAUUUGUCAGCUAAAUAAUUUUGAUUUGUCAGUAAAAUGAUUUGUCAGUGAAAUAAUGUAGAUUUGUCAGUGGAAUUAUUUUGAUUUGUUAGUAAAAUUGUAUAGAUUUUUCAGUGAUAUAAUUUUGAUUUGUCAGUGAAUUAGUAGUGAUUUAUUAAUGAAUACAUUUUAUUUUUUUCCUCUAAAUGUUUUGCGACUGGAGCCCUAUAUAAGAAGUACAGGUUGAUGUGAUAUUGUGAUAGUUAUAUAUAAGAAGAUAAUGUAGGAAUGCAUAUCCAGCAACUGUCAUCUAGUAUUGAGAUGAAAUACUUCCAGAAAUUAUGCUUCACUUAAUAACAAAAAGAACAUUAUAAAUUUUAUUAUUCCUUUAGAAACUAAUUAAUGCUGUAAUGGAGAAUAUUUAGGAGAAUGACAACAAAUCAUAGAAUUUGUCACACCAUGAUCAUUGUUUUAUGUCUGCUCACUCACGGUUGUAUAUAUACAUUUAGGUUGUUUUUAUUAUUUACAUAUUCGGUGCAUUUUAAGCAUGUAGUGGGUUCAAUGCAACAUUGUUGUAAUUCUCUAGAAACUUACAAGGCAAGGUUUCACCAUUUUCAAAACUUUUUUUUUCAUGUGUUUUGGGGAAAAGCACUAUGAGCACUAUGAGUGAAUUAUGAUGAAUUCUUAAAUGCUUCACACUAUUCCUAUAUCAAACAGGUAGGAAAAUCAAGGGCAUUAUCACAUGAUAUAUGCACAGCAUAACAAACGAAUGCAAACACAUCAUAUGACGUCAGAUAACCAAAUGACAUCAGGAAAAUUACUUCUAUGCUCAAUAUUUUUCAACAUAUCUUUUUAAUGAGCAUGUUAGAAUAGAAAUAGAAAUUAAUUUUUCUUGCAUCAUAUGCACAGUUUAUAGUGCAAAAUGCUUUGUAAUAAACCACUUGGGCCUAUUAGCCAUUUUGACUAUAUUCAUUUACAUUUGAACUCGAACAGUACAUUAUUCUACAACAAUGCACUCAAAUUUGUUAUAUAUUUCCUAAAUCGAUUAUAUGAACAUUACUAAAUACUUAAAACAAUGCUCCAAUUUCUUGUAUAUUUAGCCUGAAAAAAAAUCCAACCUAGAAACAGGAUGAUUAUGUUACAUAUUCCAAUAACAGUAUUUACUUGCUUCUGGGAUAUAUCUUUUGUUUUGUGUGAAAAAAAAAAGAGAUAGGAUGGAGCUCAAUUGGAGCAGAUUUUUUACAAAAACAACAGCAAAAAAUCCCAACAUAAACAUCAAUGUUGCAUUGAAUCAUCAUUUUUCCAUGUCAUGGUCAUUGCCAGUAUUACACAUUUUUUCAUCAUAAAAUUUGUUUUAAAAUUUUUUAUUUUUUUGUCAAGUCUUUUUUUUGAUAUGUUAUGAGAAGCAGUUCCCUGUUUGGUGACUAGAAAUUGCCAGAAUAUAAUUUAUUUUUUAUAAAUUUACAAAUCAUUCCAGAGAACCUUGAGCUAUAAAUUUCUAACAAAGUAAACAUUACACAAAAUCAUUGAUAACUCCAAUUUAUCAGCUUCUCGUAAUCAAAUAUGAGAAAGUUUGAAUUCUACUAACUUUUAGUCUUUAUGUAGCUUGAUUUCAUGUGUUAAAUAUCUUAUGAUAAAUAACAUCACAGGGGUAAGGAAACAGCAUUUUGUCUUAUUUAAGGUCGGAAAAGAAUUAAUAAAUAUCUUGUUAUUUUUCUGUAUGACCCAAAAUUUUGUUGCCAGCUGUCAUCUUUUAUAUGAGAAGUAUGAAUUGUAGAAACUUUGAUAGUUUUUAAAGAGAAAUCUAAAACAAAAUCUAACUUUUAUAUAAGCCCACCCUUGAUUAAAAUUUACUAUUUUAAAGUCAAAAACCAUGACAAAAUGUAAAGUAUGCAGGAUAAAAUACUCAGCCCUUCUUUCUUACAGCUUUUAUUGUGUCGCCUUGAAAAGGUGACAUAUAGGGGUUACUUUUGUCGUCGGCGUCGUUGUCGGCGUCCCCUAAAGCUUGUCCGGAGCAUAACUCAGUCACUAUAAGUCUGAUUGACUUCAAACUUGGUAGGCAUGCUUCUUUCAAUAACCCGAAGUGCAGUGCACAAGGACCGGUACUCUGCAGUUCUUAUUUUUUGAGUUAUUGCCCUUUGUUAAUUUUCAUACUUUAAUUUUGUCCGGGCCAUUUCUCUUCAACUAAAAAAGCUAUGGACUUGAAACUUCAUAGGAUGAUAGAUCUCAUUAAGAGGAAGUGCAGUGCACAAGAACCGGUACUCUGCACUUCCUAAUUUUUGAGUUAUUGCCCUUUGUUAAUUUUCAUACUUUAUUUUUGUCUGGGCCAUUUCUCCUAAUGUAUAAAAGCCAUGCACUUGAAACUUCAUAGGAUGAUAGGUCUCAUUAAGAAGUGCAGUGCACAAGAACAGGUACUCUGCAUUUCUUAUUUUUUGAGUUAUUGCCCUUUGUUUAUUUUCAUACUUUAAUUUUGUCCGGGCCAUUUCUCCUUAAGUAUAAAAGCUAUGGACUUGAAACUUCAUAGGAUGAUAGAUCUCAUUAAGAAGAAGUGCAGUGCACAAGAAUCGGUACUCUGCAUUUCUUGAUUUUUGAGUUAUGGCCCUUUGUUAAUUUUCAUACUUAAUUUUUGUCCAGGCCAUUUCUCUGAAAGUAUAAAAGUUAUGGACUUGAAACUUCAUAGGAUGAUAGAUCUCAUUCAGAAAAAGUGCAGUGCAUAAGAACUGAUACUCUGCAUUUCUUAUUUUUUGAGUUAUUGCCCUUUGUUGAUUUUCUUACUUUAUUUUUGUCCUGGUCAUUUCUCCUCAAGUAUGAAAGCUAUGGACUUGAAACAUCAUAGAAUGAUAGAUCUUAUUGAUAAGAAGUUCAGUAUACAUAAACUGCUGCUCUGCACUUAUUUAUUUUUUUAGUUAUUGCCCUUUGUUAUUUUUCAUAUUUCAUUUUUGUCCUGGCCAUUUCUCCUAAACUACAUUGUUCACAAGGCGACACAUCCGACUCGCGGAGUUCUAGUUUUUAUAAUAUAUAAAAACCCAUAAUGGUGAAAAAAAUGAAAAUAAAAUUCAAACAUAAUUAUACCACAGCUGGCUUUAGUUUAAAUUUACUAUUAUUGACAAAACCAUGACUAAAAUAUCUAGAUAAAAUACAAGUUUACUAUUUAAGAGGAUAAAAACAGCAACAAGCCAGCAGAGAAAUUCAUCCAGAUGUACAUCUUGCAAUAAAUCAUGACAUCAGUAAACAGAAUAUUCCAUAUUCAUUUAUUAUGAUAUAAAUUCAGGCUGUCACUAAGAAUUUUAACUCACCUUGGCAUUAGCUAGUUUGAAAGGCUAAUAUAUAAAAUUUACUUUUUUUUUAUCUAAUAUAUCAUUUUUAUCUCACAAAGAUGGAACCUUGAUGUAUUUCAUUGAUCUAAAUUUCACUUUGCAGUUAUUCUGUACUCUGCUAAAGAAAGGGUGAUAACUCUGUAGUUCUUAAUUUAAUUUUAAUCACUCACAUUUAGGGUUGUACCCCAUUUGAUAUGACUGAAGUUAAUUUCAUAUUUCAGUGAUUCUGUUCUGUAAACUCAUUUUUGACAAUGAAAAUGGUAUCAACUUUUUGUAUUUUUUUAUUUGUAAGUGGUUUGUGGUUUUUUAUUUUUAGAUAUUUGUACAUUGUUUUAAUUAUAUUAUGGUAAAUUGUUGUUAGUUGUGCUUUGUAAGUUACCAUAGCAAAUACUAGGUCGUGUUAAUCUUCUUGUGAUUAAUUAUAUGUUAUAUUUAUGUAUGUAAUGUGUAUGUUUCAUGUAUGUUUUGUGUAUGUUUUGUGUAAUUUUUUAUUUUAAAUACAAUAUGCAUAACAUCUCUCCCUCAGCUUUUGUUGUUUUUAUGGGUUUUUUU
Molecule: messenger RNA, 6142 nt
Organism: Ruditapes philippinarum (Manila clam)
Lineage: Eukaryota; Metazoa; Mollusca; Bivalvia; Venerida; Veneridae
Product: 23 kDa integral membrane protein-like
Exons: 9
Coding region: 162-989 (275 amino acids)
Cellular component (GO): membrane
Source: RefSeq, a predicted model, not a curated record